Striga asiatica is the source of this 900-nucleotide messenger RNA. Lineage: Eukaryota; Viridiplantae; Streptophyta; Magnoliopsida; Lamiales; Orobanchaceae. The record is from the annotation of a GenBank genome assembly.
AUGAACUCAACAAUUACGGCCAAUAAUCCUCCGGAAGCCUCGUCUAGCCAUCAUCCGGCGGCGCCGCCGCCCCUGAGCCGUUACGAGUCGCAGAAGAGAAGGGACUGGAACACGUUCGGGCAGUACCUGAAGAACCACCGGCCGCCGGUCCCCCUUAGCCAGUGCGAUUCGGGUCACGUGCUCGAAUUCCUGCGGUACCUCGACCAGUUCGGGAAGACCAAGGUCCACUUGCAUGGGUGCGUCUUCUUCGGGCAGCCCGACCCGCCCGGCCCCUGCACCUGCCCCCUCCGCCAGGCCUGGGGAAGCCUCGACGCCCUAAUCGGCCGCCUCAGGGCCGCGUACGAGGAGCACGGCGGGUCGCCCGAGGUCAACCCGUUUGGAAACGGGUCGAUCCGAGUCUACCUGAGGGAGGUCAAGGAGUGCCAGGCCAAGGCUAGGGGGAUUCCGUACAAAAAGAAGAAGAACAAGAAAAAGAGGAUCGAGAUCGACCGUCCGAUCAACCCCAGAGCCGAUGACGAUAAGUUGGGCAGGUGGCAUGGAUGAAGUAAAACCGUUGCUUGAGUUGAUGCUUAAUUAUGAGUAGAGAUGAAAUUUUCCUCCAAUGCAGAGAUCAAUCAUUAAGAAGUCUACUCGCGGAUAAUAGGCAAUAUAUGUAUAUCGAUAGUUGGAAUUGGUGAUGUAAAGCUUCUAGAGGAGCUUAUUAUAUAUAUCUUACAGAUGUAUAUUUCUGUAAUAUUUUGUACCGUUACAUGUCAUGGCCAUUUUUAAACCGGAUAUUUAAUAUAUUAGGUAUAUAUCAUGUAUGUAUGUGAUUUCUGUAUGUGUUCUUCUAUUUCUGGGGCCUCAACGUAUUCAGGCUGUAAAGACUCGUGCCACAAGAGAUAUAAAAAUGAAUUUCAG